Alternaria arbusti is the source of this 360-nucleotide messenger RNA. RefSeq lists its product as uncharacterized. Lineage: Eukaryota; Fungi; Ascomycota; Dothideomycetes; Pleosporales; Pleosporaceae. The record is from RefSeq and is a predicted model, not a curated record. The transcript is spliced from 2 exons. Bases 1 to 360 code for a protein of 119 amino acids.
AUGGCCAAGCGUUUUAUCGUAUGGAUCGUCGACGUCGAGUUCUACGUUAUUAGCGGCCACAACGUCGUCCCGUGGGAACUUGUGAUCCGGGAUGGUUCUACGGGAAAGAUUGUACUAUCGACUCUUGUCGACUACGGCAUGGGCAUUCAGGAUGUCAUGGACGAUCUGGGUCGACCUUCACUACAACCUAUCCACUUCGGAUAUCUGAUCAAGCACUGCACCGAUUUGGGCAAUCUUUCCCUGGGAUACGUACACAGAAGUUUGUUUGACAAGAAUCUCGAGAUGCAUGACGCAGGAAACGACACCUUGGCCAUGUACGACAUCUACCAGUGGUUCCUCACCAACACAAGAGACUGGUAG